This is a messenger RNA of Biomphalaria glabrata, 14554 nucleotides long. RefSeq lists its product as uncharacterized. The record is from RefSeq and is a predicted model, not a curated record. The coding region runs from base 335 to 14425 and encodes 4696 amino acids. The transcript has 3 exons. Lineage: Eukaryota; Metazoa; Mollusca; Gastropoda; Planorbidae.
GAACCAAAAUGUCUUCCAAACAAUGAAAAUACUUUUAACCGUGUGACAUCUAGAUCUAUUGUGUACCAUCAAAGAAGCGAAUAACAUGAAAGACAUUCAGAUUAGAACAUUUAGUGUGAACCCUCAAAACCUUUGAGUGUUGUCCGAGAUUGCGAUCCUUGAUGACGUCAUUAAAGAGAGUAGUCCAACUGUGUGGAACAACAAUGUCAAAACCUGGAUAGAUGCACCGCUUUGGAGAGGUCUAGGAAGCUAAGAUAGUACUAGAAGAUGGUGGAGAUAAACUAACAAGACAACGUUGGGGAACAAGAUAAGACACUUGCGAAGACAGUCUUCCAUGGCGAUGAGUAUUCUCUCCGUCAAGAACGAAACGAGCCAACAAAAUAGCCAACAUUUCGAUCAAAAGUGCUGGUCGAAAGGAAAAUGUCACCUUAAAGUCAAGCAGACGACGCCUGGGUACCCGGUGUUCGUUCGCAGUGAGACCAGCGUCCUCUCUACCAAAGGGUACGUCAGCGACGUCGGCUACCUCUCUUCCUCGGAUACGGUGCUCAGCGAUAUCGCUCGCGAGCGUUGCUCUGCGGUUGUCAAGUCCGUUGUAAAGCGAGCGACUUGCCGAGACCCCCGCGACGACCCCAAGUGCGGACCAGUUCUCAGGAAAUCAGCCAAAGCAGAACUUCUCCGAAGAAUUGAGGGUAGUCAACACAGCUCCUCGUUUCCGCAAAAGCAAGCAGCGUCGCAGAGGUUUCCUUGCAAUGUUACAGCAGAGCACAGGUUGUACACGGACACCAAAAGCAUACGUAUCAUUAACAAGAGAUCUGUGUCGUCAUCCAAAUUAAAAGACAAAAGUGAGUACCGCUUCUCAUCAGAUCGAUAUGUCCAAAAGCAAUCGAGAAACUCUGAAAGCGUCAAUAGACCAUGCAAAACAAGCUUCCUUGUAUUGGAACCGGAGAUCCGAAAAUGCCGACAAAAAUAUCCAGAUUCCAAAACGGAAAGACGUUAUUCUGGGUAUAAAGACAUCAAGGAGAUGAAGGCUACUGCAGCUCACAAGUCUAGAUCUCCCGGCAAGAGAAGAAACCUGAAAAUAAUAAUUCCUUGUCGAUCUCACUCGGCCAUCUCUAUCAUCAUCUCCAACGAAAACAAAAACGAAAGCCAUCACGGAGAUCAGCCAGCCAAGAGCGCAGCGGACUCUCAGCAACGACGGGGCUCGCCGAGAAGGUCUCCUCAGAACGACAAACCUCUCGAGGUGAAAGGGAAUGAGCCGGCAAAAGGUGGUCAGGCUGCGGGAGGGCCACGCCACCCGGCGCCUUUAACUGACAAGUGCAAAGAAGAGCGCUCUGCGCCCAAGCCCAAGAGUCAAGCGAAGAACAGCAAACAAGCAGUGUGGCAGAGAGAUAACAGGCCAGCUUCCUCCAUGAUAGCGAAAAAAGCAGUUUUAAAAUGUAUAGCUGAGAAUCCAACGGUAGAGGAGUCAUCACAGCCAAACCCAAAUAAAUCGCCUGAAGGGAAUAAGCCAGCGCAAAAGAACAAGGGUUCAAUGAAACCAAUAGAUGCGCCUGCUGGGUGCAAGCAUAUCUCCUCAACGUCUCCGACAGAAGUGCAAGGACUCAACUCUAGCGACACUAACAAAAAAACGCACACACAUUCUCCCAAUUUUGACGCUAAGACCUCUAACAAACAGCGUCACACAGAUAGUCGGCUAGCAGACGAGCGAAACCAUGACACAUUCAAGGGUUCUAUAAAAAUGACCUUUCACGCCAGGUCCCACUCCUUAGCCAAUGACUCUGAGAGAAUAAAUCAAGAUAAAAAUUCACUCCCUUUACAGCCCUGCCAAGGUGCUAAAAAUAAACACAGCUCAUUUGGAGAAGAGGGUAAAACAAGGGAACACAACUCGUUAAUAAAUCAAAAACAUUACGCAAGCCCAAUCAAUAGAGGCAAGUCUGUUAGAACGAAUCAGGAAAAAGACCAAGCCGUAUCAGAUAUAAAAACAGGACGAGGCAAAAUUCUUCCAGGCCCAGCAGCUCCUCUGGCUAAAGGCAAUGUCACGUCUCCCAAUAAUCCAAAUGCAGGAGUUGUUGAUGUUCGUUUGCUCACAGGCUUCAUGGUGGCGGCGUACACAGAUCCGUUGUCGGAGGCUCAUAAAAGGGACACUACCACUUUGCCCAUAGCUGCAGAACAAGACGCUACGGAGGGCGUCAGCGAUGAUCAAUCUCUUCCCAAGAAGAUGAAACAUGGAAAGGAAGGCUUGGGCAAAGUAAAGGCCGCUAAUAAAACCACAGGGCAGGACCAAACAUACUGCAAUAAAGACGGUCAAUGCUUACAACAAGCAGCUGAUACUGCCGAUGUAGAGUCUAAAAUAGGCCUCCAGCCUAUUUUACCAUCGUUAUGUAUGAACCACAGUAGUGUUACUUCGAGUGAUGCCGGUGAAAGUCCAAUGGUAGGGGAUAAGCUAGUAGCAGACGAUAUUCUGAAACCAGCACCAAUGGAAUGCGAAUCUUCUAAUAUGUUGCCGAUGGAGUAUCCCCCUACUUCUCCCAACAAGAUGGUCCAGCCCGUGUUACAAGACCCCAUAGAAGAUAACAGCUCGAAGCCAGAAACUCAAGAGAACCUCGCAAUAACCACUAAAAACAUUUUAAGCAAGUCCAAAAGAAGCCCUGAAAAAGGAAUUGACACAGCAUUGACUGAUGACACAGAUGCGGCUACCAUCUCGGACAUCAGUGGCAGUGUAGAUGAUAAAUUAAAGAGCGAGUUAAAUGACAUUGUACAAUCAGUGCUACAGUUCCUACAAGAAGAAAAAAAGGACCCCGACUCUUGUGCUCCUGUGUUUAGCAAGUUCCCGCCUUCUGAAAUGGAGUACCGAGCUUUGGGUGCUGAAAGCACUAUCUCCCCCGAUCUACAGCGAAGCACGCCAAGUCCAGUCUCCUCUGAGGUAUCUGAAACAACAAAGGCUCGAAACUACUCUUUAGUUAAAGCACAUCACAGCGCCCCAAGCACGCAUGGCUCCCAUUCAUUAAAAACGCAGCAUACCACGUUGAAUAAGCCCAGUGAAGAAAUCGUCAGCAACACCCAAACGACAUUGCAUUCGCCCGAAAAACUAAAACAUCCUAUAGAAAUACAGAUGUCGGAUGUGCAAAGAUGUUUAAGACCCAGGUCAAAGGCUCACGAUUCACUGCAAAAUGAGUUGCAAGAAAGUUCUGACAAAGCUCUGGAUGUGCAAAGAGGUUUAACGCCCAGGUCAGGGGCUCGCGCUUCUCUGCUAAAUGAGUUGAAAGAAGGUUCAGGUAAAGUUCUGGAUUUGCAAAGAGGUUUAACGCCCAGGUCAGGGGCUCGCUCUUCUCUGCAAAAUGAGUUGAAAGAAAGUUCAGGUAAAGUUCUGGAUGUGCAAAAAUGUUUAACGCCUAGGUUGGGGGCUCGCGCUUCUCUGCAAAAUGAGUUGCAAGAAAGUUCUGACAAAGCUCUAGAUGUGCAAAGAUGUAGGACGCCCAGAUCAAGUGCUUUCACUUCAAUGCAAAAUGAAUUGAAAGAAAGUUCUGACAAAGUUCUGACAAAACAUGCACCGGUAUCCCAAACCAAGAAAACUCAUAUCACUGGAAAUGGAAUUUCAACUUUAGAAAUCUUACCAGCUAAAAUAUCCAAAAAUUCAUUCAACCAACUUGACAGUCCGAUGCCGAGAGACCAUGAAAGAAAUGCUACUGAAAACAGUGUCAAAAGGCCAUCGAACUCGACAAGUGAGGAAAGUUCAGAUUCUUCUUCAGGGCUAAACAAAAUUAUACAUACUCAAAGCAAUAAGAAGCCUACCGCCUUGGACAUUGCAACAAAGGAUACACUAAUGCCGCAAUGCUCAGAUGUCAACAAAAAUGACGACAUUUUGCAAGAUAAAGAGCAAAAAACUCAUUUCGUUUUGCCGUAUAAUCGGCUCAAAGAGAGAAAAGCUCGAAUCAGUAGCCAAGGAAAUGAAAUAUACAUGACCGGCUCAGACACAUCCAUUGUGCAAUCCAAGAGAAUGCUCCCGGCUUCUUCCGUGCAUCGUCUUUUACCCGAAAGAUUCCUCCUUGACACUUCCCACAACGAGCUGGACAUCAAUAGAGAAAAAGAAAAAAUUUCUUGUCGAUGUGCAGCAAUCCAUAGUAUCCUAACAGACUUAAAGCACCAUAUUUUACUAGAUCGUAUUAGUCAAUUCCAGUACGGCUCCUCCGCCACGUAUUCUUCACCAGCCAAUCUGGCUGCUGAUGUGAGGCCGCCGUUUGAGCUCUAUGCCUCGUCACGUUCACCUUUGAGUACAUCGGACACUAUGAAUAGUAAACAGAAUCAUCUACUCAGCCCCUACAAAACUCCGGAAAAGGCCCAUGGGUCCGGCUCGGGGACUGAAAACGAAGGCACUUCCGUUGCGGAUAGUGUAAACCUUAUAGCGUCUAUCAUAAAGAAGAAUGGCAUAGAUCCGCGUGAUGUUUUAAGGGCAUUGGGAUUCAAGGAUGACCAAAUAAAGAUUGCUAACGAUGACGAUGACACUAAAAAAGUGAAAGGCGACCAACGCUCCUUCAUAGAGAGCUACUGUCGUCAGUUGAUACAGGAGUGGCGCCAGCGCGACGUCAAAGGAAGUACAAGAGAAAGUGGAAGUGAGAAUAUGCUCUUGGCUAACGACAGCGUCAAUCAAAAGUCGCACAUAGUAGCACAACUCCCGUCUCCGCCGAAAUACAAAUCAAAGAAAAGUAAAAAAGAAGAACCAAAAUCUUUAAGCACUGAUCACGAGCCGGAGUCUAAGGCGACCAAUAAAGAAAAGUUUAGCAAAUUGGACUUAUCAAGGUCCAAAAAAAGGCCAAUCACUGACGGGACAUCCUACGAUGUCGAGGAAAGAGGCAACCAGGCAGAUGAUGACAUUGGGGAAUGUGAAGACUUAAAUGAUGUCAGAUUGAACUCCCUGUUAACCAAAUUUCGUGGCAUGACCACCCGGGACCUCCUAGAAUUUGCAUUGAGUCACAGGAAUAAGGACAUCAUCAAUAAGCUUAUUGUUCGAGAAGUUUACGAGAGAGCAACACGGAAGCAGGAAGACAACGCAGGGAAUCCUCAGCUGCGAGAGGGGGCUUUACAAUUGUUUUCUCUGCUAAGUGGGCGCUUCAUCAAUAGCAAGUCGGAAUCUUUGAAAAGUAUACUCUGCCCAGCGGAGAAAUCAAAAAGCACAUCCUUGGCCAUGCAGUCAAGCAAAAACGAAUCUUCUUUUAACGAAACAAUAAAGACAUGGAUAGAUGUCAGCAAAGGUUCUUCUCCUGACCAGUACAGCAUUAUGAAAGCGGAGUUCAAAGAACGCGUAAAAGAAAACCAGCGCAUCAUCAAUCAGUGGUCAUUCUCUUCUUUUCGGGAAAUGAAAGCAGAACAAAACUUUCCCAGGCCUGAAUCUUCAAAAUUUAGGCUAAGUACUUUGAAUACGUUGUGGGCUAAAGAACUUAGCCCUAAAAGAAACGACAGCACUCAGACCGAAAGCAGUGCAACUUCAGGAGAGAAAAUGUCUGAAUUGAAGAAGAAUUGUACUAAAAAGCCAGUUCCACUUUCCAGCAGCCCGCCCAAGUUUAACUUAUUAAAGGAACCUAAGCCUUCAGGACGAGAAAGUUUCAAACCAUUUGUAGCUACGGAUAAUGCACUACGCGAACUAAACAGUGGGCCAGCCGCAAAAUUCACCUACCCCUUUGUUAAAAAGUCGGGCACAAAAAACGUCAAUACUGAAGGCGUGGCUGUAUGCUACCUCCGAGCUAGUGCAGUGGAUCGUUCCAGAGAAGUUAAAAUCCGUGAUUCGAGGCUGGAGAGACAAUCAUUGAAAGGAGAUUCAAGCCCUAAUGUAAACUUCAGAAGAGACUCGUUGGAUCACAGUUCUCCAAGCGAGAGAAGCACAGACAGUUCCGAACGAAGUUUUUCUAGUCACAGAAACCAGAGCCUCUUAAAAUACGGUGUUGACCACACGACAUAUUACUCUGAAUCAUGUGAAAUUCACUCGCUUAAAAGAAUAUCAAGGCCGAAGAUUUGGGAUGAGAGUAAGGCUUCCUUGGUAAAAAAAUCGAAGCCAAAAGAGAACGUUUGUAGAACCACCCCUAACGCCAAUGUUCUCUACUCAAACUCUAAUACACUUAUGACAUGCCUGCAAAGUCCGGUAAAGACUAACCCGCUUCCAACGAUUCCUGAAAAACUCGACGCGCAGACCUUGACCUCACCGAACGCCAACUCUAUUUGGAGAGUUCCUAAGAAGGACUGUGAGCCGGGUCAAGAUAAAACUAAAACUAAUGUUGGCGCGUUUGGCAACGCAGAUGUUUUUGACAGUUUAAAGACAGAUAAAUCUGUCGGCUUGCUAGUCAGCGACGCUACAGCUUCUCACAGCGAGGAAGAAGCUGAUACGUCCAACAAAGUCAAGGAUGGGAAGACCAAUCGAGUGCGAUGCAUCGACGAAAGUGUGACUACAGAGAGUACAGCUCAAGAAAGUGUGUCUACAAGAGCUACAAUAGCGCAAGCUCGCUCGGCGAAACCAAUUGCGAAUGAUCCAAACAAGAAAGACCAGAAUCUAAAACAGAGCUCUGUUCGUUCAAACGGGAAAGGCAGCGUAGCGAAUAAGCCGAAAAAAGAGGAAGAGGAGAGGCUGCAAAGAGACAAACACACACAGCUCCACGCGGAUAUGAUUCCAACAAUGAAAAUAUCGAGAGAGAUUCAAAAAAAGAAAAUGCUUUACGAAAAUAAGGAGCCAAAGAGAUUGACAUGUGACAAAGAAAAUAUGACUCGAAUUCCACAUUCUGUGAAUAAAGAAUCCAUUCUAAACAUUCCAGUGGCUGAGCUGCUCGAAAAGAAGCGUCCCAGACUCAGCCCACCUAUAAAGGACAAAGAAGUGUCCGCACAGGGCGAAAUGAUGAAAGUGGAUAACGAAGCACAUCUCCAGCAAACAGGACUAUUCGAAGCACGUCUCCAGCAAACAGGAAUAUUCGAAGCACAUCUCCAGCAAACAGGACUAUUCGAAGCACAUCUCCAGCAAACAGGACUAUUCGCGAAGGCUGAAAUGUCGUUAAAGAAAGAGAAAUCUGAAGAGCCUUUAACACCAAUCUCUAAUGGUGAAUUAUCACACAAUACUCAAGGCGUAGUUUUAAAAGACUCUGACACACAGCAUGAACACGAAGAUUGCCAUCAUAGCACGACUUUAGUUGAUCCUUGUUCUGGCCAGUCGUCUUUGGCUAGUGAUAAAAUACAUGAAACGGUGUCACCUGAUGACACGAAAAAUGUGACACCAUUAAAAACUGAUAAAGACCAUACCGAGGACAAAGACACACGUAAGCUUGACAAAAUGAGCGGUGAAAAUGACGCUUCCCAGACGAAUCCUGACUAUGUUAUCAAGGACACUGCCGACAUAAUCGAUUCGGAUUCCCUCCCUAGCAGUGAAGAUAAAGUAAGUUACAAAUCAAACUUGCCUUUAAACAAUGACCUCCCAGUCAUAAUAGAAGGACAGCAUUCUCAAGUCUCUGCUGCAGACAACCAUGAGCUACCAGCAGUUGUAGGCGUCAGCACAACAUCCGACCCGACAAAAUGUAUUAAAUUUGAUCUUUCCUUUGAUAACUUGGAUUCUGCGUCAGAACACAGUCAAUCGGAUCAGGAAAACGCACUGAGUGUGAACAAGCCUGUAAUCCCUGAAUCGAAUCCAACGAUUGACACUAUUCAGAAAGAUAACCGAGAGAAAGUAAUCGAACAUUCUGAGAAAGGUGUGACCAGGCUGAACGAAGUAAUCUCUGUAAAUAUGAAGACUCACAGUGUGUCCUUCAUUGCUAAGAACAUUCAAGAGAUAUGCGUUCACAAACAGCCGUGUGUAGAUGAGCUUGUUUUCGUAAAUGCCUCUGAUGGUGAAAGAAAAGAACCAGCAAAUGAGCAAGCUCCUGAACGUUCUUCGCAAGAGAAAGCUGAGGGGUACAAUGUUGAAAAGGACACAAGCAUCAAAGAAUGCUCAGAACUAGAGCGCGGUGCAAACAAACCUUCUCUCGGUGAAGACGCCAGACUAGAAGCGUACUUUUUAGGUGAUAACAAUAUUCACACUAUGUAUAACGAUCGAUUUGUGAACGUUGGAAUCAGAGACCCCUUUGUGCUGGAGAACAAAGACAAAAUUGAGGACGCCUUUGUACUGGAGAACAGAGGCGAAAUCGAGGGUGCGUUAGCGCUGGAGAACAAAGACAAAUUUAUGAACGCGUUAGCGCUGGAGAACAAAGACAAAUUUAUGAACGCGUUAGCGCUGGAGAACAAAGACAAAAUUAUGAACGCGUUAGCGCUGGAGAACAAAGACAAAAUUGUGGACGCCUUAGCGCUGGAGAACACGGACAAAAUUGAGGACGCCUUUGAGCUGGAGAAAAAAGACAAAAUCGAGGACGCCUUUGCGCUGGAGAAUAAAGACAAAAUCGAAGACGCCUCUGAGCUUAAGAAAAAAGACAAAAUCGAGGGCGCCUUUGCGCUGGAAAACACAGAAAAAAUUGAGGACGCCUUUGAGCUGGAGAAAAAAGACAAAAUCGAGGACGCCUUUACUCUGGAUAAUAAAGACAAAAUCGAGGACGCCUCUGGGCUUGAGAAAAAAGAUAAAAUCGGAGACGCCUUUGAGCUGGAAAACACAGAAAAAAUUGAGGACGCCUUUGAGCUGGAGAAAAAAGAUCAAAUCGGAAACGCCUUUGCAAGGGAGAACACAGACGAAAUCAAGGUCGACUUUGUUCUGGAAAACAAAGACCAAAUCGAGGACGCUAUUGCACUGGAGAAUCAAUACAAAAUUGAGGACGCCUUUCAGAUGGAGAACAAAGACAGAAUCGGAGACGCCUUUGCGCUGGAGAAUACAGACAAAAUUAAAGACGCCUUUGUGAUGGAGAACAAAGUCGGAAUAAGAGAUACUUUUGCGCUGGAGAACCAAUAUGAAAUCGAGGACGCCAUUGCGCUGGAGAACAAACGCAGAAUCAGAGAUGCCUUUGCGCUGGAGAACAAGGAGAUUCCUAAAAUUAUUGUUGAAAAUACAGAUGAGUUCCUUCGUAAGACCUUAUCUCCGACAGGAAUGGAUUCGGGUCAAAUUAUACCAUUGUCUUUAGCAGAAAGAAAUGAAAUCCUCAACCAACUGUCUCCACAGCUAGACUCUAAAGAAGCAGACAAUUUGCUGACAGUCAAUACGAGAAACAACAUUCAAAAAGCAAAAUCUUCUGAGCAUUGCAGCUCUUAUUGUGAAUUUAUAUCAGAAGAAGACCCCUCGCGACCUUUUGGGCGACGUUCCCCUACAGUUAAAGAAAGAUCACGUUACGUUCCAUUGAAUAGACAUCCAUUUGCUCAGCACCAACCUUUGGGAGACUCUGAUGAGCAGAAUGGACGUGGUCUACAGGGUCGAAAGGGUAGUGCGUCGAUGCCAGUGACUUGUUCUAGCUAUGAAGACAGUUAUUACUUACUCAGCCCUCAUAAACCGUCUUUUCCAAGCAGUCAAAAUGCUACAUUAAAAACUGCUAGAUGGGAAAAUCCAUUUCAAGUGCCCCAUUACCCAGAUGAAGGUACAGAAAUGGAAAAUAUUAUGUCUACAUCAGAAAACUCAGCCUUUAACCCAACAAAAAGUUUCGAGACCCGAGCUAUAAGUUCGUGUCCAAUAAAUUUCAAGCCUCUUCAUAAUACAGAAACAUUGAUUACGAUUGAAGAAAUACCAGGAGACGAGCCCGUGAACCAAGCUGCCUGUAGUAAAUGGGUAGGUGAUACCAUUAUUACCCAGAAACCAGAUGAAAGUAAAGUUCCUCUCUGCAGUGUUUUCCACGAGACAAGACAGUCCAUGCACACCAAUAUACAAUGUCCUUUUACACAUUCUGACCAUUAUAUUGACCAGUGUAACCUGACGCUUUCAUACAGUCAGCUCUCUAGGCGUGCCUACUUACAAACUCCUGAGCAAGCCAGUGUCGUGACCAACACUUCAACGAGUCUUGUGGGAAACACAACGGCGCCUUCUCCGUUGAUGAGCCAGGGAGAUGUAUUCGCCCGAACCGAUUUGGCCAAAGCGGUAGACCAACCGUUAAUAGGAUCACAUCGCGACAUAGGUGCCGAGGCAAACACUUACCAGGCGUGUGGCGAAGACACGGCGAGCGAGGUGUCUUCCUCCGUGGGUAGCACUUCGGCUACCCAAAGUCGUGAGUGGCUUCUCAAUGACGGCUUUAAACGUAGUUACAAGGGCGCUCUUCUUCCAACCCCGAAUCUAGUUGACAAAGCCAAGUGUGUACAUUAUGUCAACCCGAUCGUACAUAAGAGCUCCGUAGACCAAACGCGCAACUUUGCGCAGCAAGUGGAUAUAUUUAACGCCAGUGGACAACAGGUGCAGAGAGUCCAGCCUAUUAAUGUUCACAGCUACCGUAUUGUGGACAGUAAAAGCCAGAGAAGCGAGCACUGUCGUAUGCACGCUGUGGAUCCAGUCAGCAUACAGAGAAACCAAACGAGAGCUGUGGUCGCAAAUAGCAGCAUCGCGGAGGCCUUCCGAUUUCCUCCCCAUGAAAACAUGGACCACACAAACGCUAUUCACGAUGCUGGCUUAAAAAAUAGUCGCGUCAGUGCGGUUGACUACGCGUGCUUACCGAUGAGCCAUUUCAACGGACCGUACUCAUUAAGCGAACAUCGCAGCCUAGGGCAAGUGUAUUAUACAGCUGACCAGCAUAGCAAUCUAUCAACCCCUGUCAACUCUGGUCAUUUUUGCAAAGGCGAAGCGAAUGUUGCAAAUGUGAAUCAUUACAACCACCAAGUAAAUAUGUUUAAUCCCAAUUUCAUACGAAACACAGUCACAGACGGUAGAGGGGCAAUAUUAGCAGACGAUCGAUGGGCAAUUAACGUUUUGGGCAAGCGUAAUGUAAAAUUAAGUCCAGGUGAAAUGAAGCAAGGCAAUCCUAUUAUCACCCACCAAUUAGCAACCAGUUCACAUAAUGAGGCAGACAGAAUCGCACCAAAAAUUCCUAGUAAUUGCUUGAAAGAUUACAGUGUGCACGACGGUAGAACAAACCAGUUCUAUCCGGACAGCAGGCCGACCGUUAAACAUGUCGCAACCCAAAGCGCGAACUUCCAUCUUUCUGAUCAAACUGGGUCAGAAAGUGUUCAAUACAACGUAGGCAAUCAAAUCAAUGCAACUAACGCUUAUGCGAAGCAGGUAAACUCAGCCGAGAUGAAAACAAUACAGACAUGCCGGGAGAACUCAAGCGUUGAAUCUAAUUCAACUUGUGUAAUUCACAUUGGUUCCUCAGACAAAAUAGAAGAACUCCCGAACCAAGACGUUUACACAGGCUUAUUUCCUUUACCGACCGAUUCCGUCAACAAGGGAGAAGAACCGAGACCAAGUGUUUGUGAACCUAAGGAUAGCGACCAGUUAUUUCUCAAUGAAACUCUGCAGACGAACACGGACUAUUUACAUACCAAUCAAAGCAAAAUAAAUGAUCCAUGGAACGAGCAUUGUUUUAAAAUUAGCUCUUCGGAUACAAAAGUUCAGCUUCAGUUUAACCAAGUUGACACCGCAGACACGCACAGCCAUCAAACGAGAGAGUCAAAAUGUAUUGAAGCACUUUGUCGUCUGGUGAAGCCGACGACUUUAGUUACGUCAGCAAGCCAAGAUAUGCAACGAGAAAUUUUUGAUCCAGCGAUGAGUUUAGAUAACGCGCGUAUUGUCAAGUCUGCGGAUUCAAUUGCGAAAUCCCAAACUAACGACAAAAAGUGCCAUGAUCCAAAAAUGGUCGAAAAGGGAAACGAUAUCAGCACAGAGUGUAGCCAGAUUAAAAGUGUAGAUCCCCUAAUCUUAAAUGAUAGCCCAGUUAAAGAUACCACAUUAGAUCAACACAACCAAAGCCUCGGAUUGAACCAGCAGGAAUUAUUGAAAUUCGUCAAAGAAUAUUUUCAAACAAAUCCGCUUUCGCCCGAGUCAAACUCUGUAAGUCCUGUGUGUUUGGUCAUUCUACCGCAGAGCAUGAACGCUACUAGUGGACCAAAUGCUGUGGCGAUUUCGAGUCCCUUGGAGAAGCAGAGUCAGGGUUUUGUUGAGGAGGAGUCCACUAGUAGUCCUAGUUCAGCAAGCAGCUCGGUUAACCAAGGUACUGGGCAACCCUCUAACUCCAAUACUCUUCAUCCCCUCGGCGAAACAGAUCAGAUGAAGUCACGGUGCGUAUCUCCCAGUGACAAAAAUGACCAUACAUCAGCGUCUCUAAGUGUGGAGGAUGACAGUCCCAGCAGUAACAAACGAGAUUCCGAGCGUAGUUUUUUCGCUUCAAAAAGAAGCAGUGCCAAGAUCCUCAAUACAAAUGAUAUUAAUAACAAAUCAGAAGCCGCGUUAGAAAGUCAAAUAAAACCGAAUGCUCAGACAAGAAGUGGUUCUUUAAUUCCCAGUCAAGAAAAGGCAAGUCUGGAAACUACGGUGAACGCUGCAGAAAAAAUUGCAAUGUAUUACGCUUCGACAUUUAGCACCAAGGAAUCGGAUAAAACACAUCUUCCUGAUUCUCUACAUGUGGAGGCAUUACAAAAAUACAAUGAUAUAAAGGAUAACAAAAAUAUUACCACUGACGUAAGCGUCAAUACGCCUCCAUUAACUCAAAAUAGUGAAUCACAUGACAUUUCCAGGCAUACCCCCGUGUCUCUCCCUUGGUCGCCUUCUUUGUCUAGUCAAACUACAUCAGAAGCUUCUAGCUUAGACAAGUCGCAAACGUUGCCCAACAUUGACCAGUUCAAACCUAGAUCUACCCAACAAUCCUCCAUCACAACUAGAGUAAGGACUCCUUCUUUGUCAGAGCAAGUCGUAUCUCCAAAGAAAUGUGUUUGUGACCCAAGCGACUCUGUCCAAAAAGAUGAUGAAAGCGCUGCACCAGAGUCAUCCAAUAAAACGGGAUGUGAUUCCAACAUUCAAGACAAUGAGCCUACUUAUUAUUCGACUUCAAGUGGGAAAGAGAUCGAGAUACACGCCCAGUUGGUCAGAAAAGCUAUAGAAGAAUGGAAACAAGGUGCUCCAAAACAAUGUCAGGAAAAGCCGCAAGGAUCUAGCAUAGGAAAAAUAAACAUUAAGGACUUUGUUAAUUUAAUUGAACAUCAUCCUAGCCGUUCUGCUGGCUCGCAAAAGCACGAAAAGUCGCCUACCAAAUUGUGCCAUGUAAAUGACGUUUCGCCAUCACAUGCUCAAACUAGAAAGACAACUAUCAGUACCGGGAGAGGCCAGGUGAAAGCAGACAUAGAAAGAGUGAGAUCACAAGAGCAUUCUCCCAUCUCGUCAUCACGUGACAGCGCGUCCCCGAACAAGGUCUCUGAUCUUGUUAAAAUGUUUCUGGGCAACAAGAGUCCUAAAAACGUACACGGGGAAUGUGAAGAGGACGAUUUGAAGCCUAAACCAAGAAAAGAUUUUCCUCUCACGGUUACUGAUAGAAGCCCUGGGAUUGCUUAUCUGAAAGCCAUAAAGAACCAACUUAACUGCCAGAUUUCCUCACCACAAAGAGAACACGCUUUGAGCCCCUCCCGAAAAGAGAAUCAGGUCAAAGUUGAAAGAGAAAGUCCAUCAUUCAAUGUGGUGAGCAAUGAUGCUUCUGAAACCAGAGAACAUCUGGCCAGAUUUUCAAAGCACACUUUAAGCAGCAGUCAGAGGGAAUUCCGCUCGCCAAACGAAACGCUGGCUAAGUCGAUUCGGGCAGCCAAACUGGACUCGCAGACCAUUUCUUUUUCUGAGAGUUUGUCCAUCAAGCCUAAGCCAGUGUCUCCUAGACCCAAGUCCUUGCCUGCCUUCGUUUUAAGCGACAAUGUCGAAAUCUUUGAGAACAUGUAUAACUCUGAUACAAUCGCUCUGGACAAUGACAAAGGUUUACCACAUGAGCUGGGGGAUAACUCUGACAGCACAAGCAUUGAACCACAACUGGCUACGAAAUCAGAAAUAGCCAAUCAAAACGAACCAUCUAGAACAGUUAGGUGCCUAAUUACGAAGUCCCCGUUAAAACCAAAGAAGCUUGUAGAAGAAACCCAGCCAAAACACAGUUCAUCAACACGAAGAGAUUCUAAAUAUAGCAGUCCGGAGAACGACCGCCAUGUUUCAAAUCCUAGCGACGCCAAUCUUCCAUUUGUGCUAAACGAACGUGAGUUUAAGCAGAGGAGCAACACUGCAGUCAGCGAGUCAGACGACUAUAGCAAAGCAUCUCCGGAGUGGCUGGAGCAGAGGGGGCUGAAUGGUGCAGCCAACAAGGAAGAAGGUAACUUGUACAACAGCUGCGUGUACCUGCCAUGCGCCAACAUCGCUUCUGUGCAGGGCGUGUCCGAUUCGAGUUCCGACCUGACCAUCAAGUCCACCUGCACCUUGAAUGGGGAGUACUCCUCAUCCGCCGAUGAAAUGGAAUCUGCGGAGUUAGCGCUAGAGAACAGACCAGGCAGCUCAUCCGUGUCUGAAUCUUUCCACUCGUGUAAUUCCGUGAUUCAGUGACACUGCAGACACACGAUCUUUUUUUUUAUUCCUUUUUUUCCCUUCAACGAAAGGAAUUAAAUGUUUCUCUCCAUCUUUGUCCAUCGACAAACUAAAAGAAUGUUAGCUUAUUAAAUAUCUCGUGACUCA